AUGGAACAACCACCGGGUUUCGUUGACCCAUCAUUCCCGAAUCAUGUUUGCAAAUUAAACAAAGCUCUCUACGGGCUUAAACAAGCUCCGCGAGCUUGGUUUCAAAGGCUUAGUUCCUUUCUCAUCUCUUACGGCUUUACAUGUAGUCGUGCGGACCCAUCGCUUUUUGUUUUUCAUCAAGGUGACUCCAUUAUGUAUCUCUUAGUGUAUGUCGAUGAUCUAAUUCUUACCGGUAAUACGUCCACUCUACUUACCGCUUUUAUCAGUCGUCUACAUAAGGAGUUUGCUAUCAAGGGCUUGGGGAAACUAAGCUAUUUCUUGGUUCUCGAGGUCGUCCAUAAUCCCACUGGCCUAUUUCUCACUCAAACCAAAUACGCCAAUGACAUUCUUACUCGAGCCGGGCUUGUUGAUGCCAAACCGGUCUCAACUCCUCUUUCCACAAAUGACACCUUCGUAUCCGAUGGUCAACCCUUCUCUGAUCCUACUCUAUAUCGGCCCAUUGUGGGAGCUCUCCAAUACCUAACAAUCACCUGCCCCGACCUUUCUUAUGCUGUAAACCAAGCCUGCCAAUUUCUCCAUGCUCCAACCGAACAAAACUACCAACUGGUGAAACGCAUACUUCGGUAUGUUAAAGGAACCAUUUCCCAUGGUCUCGUCUUCCAACGUCCACGGUUCACUAGCAUUCUGGGUUAUUCCGAUGCCGAUUGGGCACGGUGCAUUGAAACACGGAGGUCUACAUAUGGAUACUCCAUUUUUCUAGGGGGAAAUCUAGUUUCGUGGAGUGCAAAGAAGCAACCAACCGUUUCUAGAUCCAGUUGCGAGUCCGAAUAUCGUGCCAUGGCCAACACUGCAGCAGAGAUUGUUUGGAUUACUCACUUGCUUACGGAACUACAUGCGCUUCCGCCAACAAGACCCACUCUCCUUUGUGAUAAUCGCAGCGCCUUGUUUAUGAGUCAAAAUCCGGUUUCUCACAAACGGGCCAAGCACAUUGACUUGGACUAUCAUUUUGUUUGGGAAUUAGUCAUGUCAGGCAAGCUUCAUACUCGCUUCAUUCCAACCAAGCUUCAACCAGCGGACAUCUUUACCAAAAGCUUACCUCGACCUCAAUUCGAGCACUUUCGGGAUUUGCUACGGGUUCGUCCACCGCCGUUUCGCUUGCAGGGGGAUAAUAGAUAA
Helianthus annuus (common sunflower) is the source of this 1176-nucleotide messenger RNA. RefSeq lists its product as uncharacterized. The transcript has a single exon. The record is from RefSeq and is a predicted model, not a curated record. The coding region runs from base 1 to 1176 and encodes 391 amino acids. NCBI's taxonomy places the organism in Eukaryota, Viridiplantae, Streptophyta, Magnoliopsida, Asterales, Asteraceae.